Messenger RNA from Helicoverpa zea (corn earworm), 5120 nucleotides. Its product is annotated as forkhead box protein J2-like. The record is from RefSeq and is a predicted model, not a curated record. Gene Ontology annotation, biological process: regulation of transcription by RNA polymerase II. The transcript is spliced from 6 exons. Lineage: Eukaryota; Metazoa; Arthropoda; Insecta; Lepidoptera; Noctuidae. Gene Ontology annotation, molecular function: RNA polymerase II cis-regulatory region sequence-specific DNA binding; DNA-binding transcription factor activity, RNA polymerase II-specific. The coding region runs from base 360 to 1295 and encodes 311 amino acids. Gene Ontology annotation, cellular component: nucleus.
CAAAACGCCGCCAUUUUCCUUGUUGUAGGUGCCUCAAAUGUCAUAAUAAUUUCAAUUUCCAUGUAAAAUAGAAUUUUGUUUCAUUUUUUAAGUUAUUCAAUAAGUUAAUUUAAGUGUUUUGCAACGUAUGAACGUAUUUAUAAGUUAUCAUAUUGUGUUCGUUCGUGUAUAUUGGUCUCGUGACAGUAGUUCAAGUUAGUCGUCAUUUCAAGGAUUCUCAAUGUCCUACAAUGAGGAUCAUCUUCAUAAAAGGUAGCAAGAACGUUCCGCCCACAGCGAGAGGAUAAUCCUAUGUUUUUGUGUUCAUAUGGUGAUGAGAACGCGAAGAGUGGUGAAAGUGCGCGUAUAUUGAUGGGACAAUGAGCGAUUCCCCAGGCGUGGAGUGGCUCCCCGCGUUCAGCCCUGGCCCGCCACGCCACAGCCCCCUAGGCCCUAUCCCGCGGUUCCUGUACGAGGAUGUGCAGCCCCUCGGCCUACAGCAGGAGAACAAUAACAAGGAGGCGGAUCAGAAAGAAAACACGAAUAAAAUCAAACACGCGAAGCCCGCGUACAGUUAUGCCAGUAUGAUCAGGUUAGCAAUCAGCAGUUCUCCAAACGGCAAGAUGACGCUCAACGAAAUAUACACGUAUAUAUGCAACGCUUUUCCUUAUUACAAAGAGGCCGGCAAAGGAUGGAUGAACUCAAUAAGGCACAACUUAUCUCUGAACAAGUGCUUCAUGAAGGUGGCGCGCAGUAAGGACGACCCCGGCAAGGGCUCCUACUGGGCGAUGGACACCAGCUACAAGAUGGCAGAGGUGGCGCCCAGGAGACGCAGGAGUUUACGGAUGGCCCCAUACAGUCCAGAGUGCAGCUCGAACAGUAGUGGCGAGGCCGGUGGCGUGGCGGGGGUUGACGCCGCCCCCACGCCGCCGCACACGCCCACCACGCCCUCCGCCCCCACCACACCCACUGACACCAACACACCUGCCACUGUCAAGGAGGAACCUGUUGUUAAGGAAGAACCAGAUUCAAAGCACACAGACGAUGCACUAUCAGCGCUUAUGAACGAGGAACUGAUGACGGACGUCGACAUUAUCAGUGAGCGCGCGUGGUGCCUGGGCCGGCGGCGGCACGUGUGCGGCGCGCUGCACAGCUCGCUGACGGACGACUACGGCAACUUCGUCGUCACGCGCUUCGACUGCGACUGCCCCGCCGAGCCCGAGCUGCCCGACCCCGCGCCGCCCGCGCCUCUCACCCCCGUGUCGCCGCUGGCGCCCUACGCGCCGCCGCCCUACUGGCACAACGAGAUUUUAUAACACCCAACGCACCCGCACUGACUCGCCCCGCCCCCAGCUCCCCCCCCACUCCCCGCAUAUCACGUUCGUGUGACGUCAAUUGUUUCCCCCAGUGUCGUACCCUCACGUCCAGUCGAUGCGUUCGACUACACUAUAUGAAACUUGACGUAGAAUAAGAGCAAAAUAUUAUACUAAGCAUGGUUAGAUGUUACGGAUUGUACGCAAAACUUUUGAUCAAGUUUGAAAGAUAUAUUAAAUACUAAUAUCUUAAUUAAUAAUUAUAAUCUUUAUAUAAAAAUUACUUGUUAUAAAAACUUGGUCAAAUAAAUUUUGCUCGUUUGGAUUGAAAAGUUAGCUUGAAGUUAAUAGCUAGGGAAUAGGAAAUGUGUUCGAAUGAAGCUUGCCAUUUUUGACACGUUUUGAAAUUUAUAUACUUAACUGUGGUACACGACGGAGGAACCUAAAAAAAUAUACAAAUAUUGCUUGCAAGCAAGGAGAAUUAUUCAAUCAACAAAAACAGAAAGAUGCAAUUUUUUGCAACAAAAUCAAAUUUAAAAUUCACAGUCCUUAAUCUCCGUCGUAGCCACGUGUAAAAAAAUAUAUACUCUAUAUAAACACGUAAAUAUACUUAAGUAUAUAAAAAGUUUUGUACCACAGACUUUAACAGAGAAAUAUUAUCAGAUCACCAACAUAUCUGUAAUUACGAAUAUAUAGCGUAGCUUAGUUACCUUAGGCAGGGAAAUGUAUUGUAAGCGUCGUAUGUUGUGGCAGAUUCCAUGCACCGCAGGCAAUGUGUGGCUACCUCGUAGGCACCUUGGAUGUGCUACCUUCUGUGUUCUUGUCAAUGGCAGCAAGUGUAAUCAAAGUCGAGGCGAGGUUGACGAAAUGUUGCAUCUACAUCAUUUAAAUAUUUGUGGGUGUAUUUUCCUAUAAAUUAGAAACGAAAUCAAAUGUCUAUUGUACAGUUUUUGCAAGUAUAAUUCCUCCGAAGGUAGCUUAUCCAAUACAAUCGGACGAUGUAAUAAAUAUAUGUCAGUAUUGGAGCCAGAGUGGUGACGAACAGAUCUCAGAAUGACCAGUAUAAUAUAUUAUUAUAAUUAAAUAUAUAAUAUUAUUAUAGUGUGCUAAUAUUUUAUCAUUUUAACUGUGCAUAAUGUAAUAUUAGUUACAUUUAGUUUUAACAUAAAAAUAAAUAUGAGUUAGUCUGUACGAAUUUAUAAUUUAAAUAUAAAGUAUGUAACUAUUAAUGUAUUUAAUAUGAAGUCACACUUAUAUACGUAAAUAUUGCUUUUUUAGGAAAUCGUAUAUCGGCCUAUUGAUAAAUAACUACUUACGUUGUAGUGUGCACUGGUCACUCCUUGUUAUACCGCUAUUUGUGGGAUAAAUAUUCAUCCUGGCAACAUUCACUCUAAUUGUUGCCAGUUCGACAUAUUUAUCUUAUGAGAGUUGACAUUUAAGUACAUAAUUUAAUAUAUAAAUUAAUUAAUGUUAGUAAGGAGGGGUUACUUAAUAAUUAUAUUGAGGAAUACGUUAUGAAUUGUUAAGAAAUGUUACAAACAGUCGUAUAACAAGCAGUUCCCGCGAGUGCACACGUUAGGUUCCGCUUGCCUAAAUUCUAUCGAUAAUUUCUAGUUUAUUUGUUAAGGUGCAAACACGUAUUUUUGUGCCAUAAUAGCGGGUUGAAGGAUGGCAUUGAACACUUAGAUUUAUAGAGAAAAAAAAAAGAAAAUAAAAACUGUCCCAUAUCUUAUUGAAAAAUGUGUUCAAAAAAGUUUUUUAGAAGUUGUACCUACAUACACGAGUAACGUUAGUGUCUGUAUAUAGUAGUAAUUAUUUUAAUAUUAACUGAAACACUUGGGAUGUUAUGUAUUGUAACAUUUUUACCCGUUUACAUUGAUAGUGCGAGCCACGAAUUUUUAUAUGUAAGUGCUCACAUAUUUGUAGAUUUAUUUGUGAGUUGAUCAUUUAUAUAUUGAAGCUUUGUUGAUUGUGAGAAACAGUCGAUAGUCCGGAGUGGAAAUAUGUGAGCAUUAUGUAUCUGUGCGACUCAGUGGUGCCGGCUGCCGUCAUAGUUAAUCGUGAGAUUAUAAUACAGUAACAUUGAUGUUUUAUUUAUUCAAUUUUAUUUUUUUACACACAAAUUCAUUGCUAUUUUACCCACGUGGGUAUAUGUCUUCUAAACUAUGAUCGCAGCUCGGCCGAGUAUGAUUCGUUGUCCUUGUGGUUGAUUGUGGUCUAUGUUAAACAUAUAGAUGAUAAUAUCAUUCAGUUUAGAUUCCUUUAUAAAAAAAACAACGUUAUUACAUUGGUUAAACAUUCCUCUGUCAUCGACACGUGUAACAAAUAGAACAUUUUUUUGUGUAUUUUUGCUAAACAAUAUAUGAACACAGUUUUAUCAGUGGUCUCGCUACUUGCAGUAUAUUUAUUUAGAAAUAUGUUUUAGUAUAGUUUUAUCUUAAAGUUUAGCCGAGUAGCGAGACCGGCAGUAUUUUCAGACAUUGUGACUGUCAACGGAACCGUAUUUUUAUGUACUUUAUUAUUGUUUUAAUGUAAAGGAGCGAUGUACUUUUAGUAUUUAGAUUUCCGCGACAGUGUUGAGACUAAUUACUAUGAACAAACAAAUAGGUCUACUUUGGGACACAUUACUUCAUUGGCAUUGAAUGACUUUUCAGGACAAUACUCUGUUCAUGUGAUGUGUCUCUGAGUAGUUGCAGAGUGUAUGUUAUGUAGAAAGUGUCCUAUCGAUAACAUUUAUUUGAUGUCAAUAGUUCAUAGCGCUGUACGGUGCUAUAUACAGGUAAGCACUAGUUCUUCUUACAAAUACAUAUAUAUCAGGUUCUGUAGAGGCCUUACCACAGAUAAAUAUAUUUUGAACAAUUGUUGGACACUUUCACUGUAACACCAGUACAGAGUUUAAAAGUUUUUAUUUUUUGAAAUGCAUAAUUUGAUACAGACAUAAUAAUCGUAACUUUCACGAAGAGGUGCAUAGAUUUAUUUGCCAUUAGUUGCCAUCUUAUAUUGUUUGAUAGUAUUUAUUGUUUUCUGUGAUAAAAAGUAAAGAAAAACCUUUUAUUUUUUGAAGAUGACAAAAUGAAGUACUUUGUAUUAUUAUUUUUAUUUUACUUUUAUUUAAUAUAGAUCCUUCAAAUGUGUCGUUGCAAAUAGUAUAUGUAUAAAGGUUAAAAUUCAGAAUAGUUGACUUGCAUUGUUGUAUGUACGUAAGUGUCAGUAGUACGAGACAUUUGAAGCAACUAUUGUAAUUAUACUUUUUAUAAUAUUGAUUAACAACAUUAAUUUUAUAAUAACUUAGAGCGGGUGCAAGUGUGGGAGCCGAUGUAAUUAUUUCAAUUUCUUACCGCGCGUGAAUUUUGAAUUGAAAGUAGUCUGAAAAAAUAUUUAUUCAUAUCUGUGUAUGUAGUUACGAGCAUAAAAUUAAAAUAAAAUGUAGUAAGACAUUUCUUUCUUUUCAAAAUUCACCGAGUUAAGUAUAGUCAGGGCAAUUUUCAUAAGGCGAAGGAGGUCCUAUGAGCAAGAUUGAAAUUAUAUUGUCCUUGUUCCCGAUAUCACGUGUAUACGAAAUCACAUCUCUUGCUAAACUUGUACAAAUCGUAACUACACACGUACCCAGAGACAAGCGAGUAUUGUCCUUGCCUCCCGACUGCACCCGCCCGCAAUAAGUAUUUUACGUUAUUUCGGUUACUCACUCCGCCUAUAAAUGAUAUUAACGCGGCGAUAUGGAAAAUUAACUAUUUUAUUGUAAUCACGUUAGCCGUUAAUUUAAGAGUAGGAUGUUCUACCUCUAAACAAAUCAUAGUUGAUGUACAAUAUUAUAAACUUUUAACAGAA